This is a messenger RNA of Tachysurus vachellii, 2150 nucleotides long. RefSeq names its product prion protein b (gene prnpb). Gene Ontology annotation, biological process: protein homooligomerization. The record is from RefSeq and is a predicted model, not a curated record. Lineage: Eukaryota; Metazoa; Chordata; Actinopteri; Siluriformes; Bagridae. Gene Ontology annotation, cellular component: membrane. Bases 95 to 1663 code for a protein of 522 amino acids. The transcript is spliced from 2 exons.
CAGAUCCAAAUGAGAUUCAGCCGGAUAGCAAAGCAAUAACACAGAGAUUUUCAGUAACGGUAAGAAGGCCGAGACACAUCAAGCGUCUUUCAGGAUGGGGCAGCUGGGCAUUCUCACAGUUUUGUGUUUGGCUUUAAUGCUAUUGUUACAUGACACAUCUGCAUCCAAGAAAGGUUCAAGCAACAAGAAGCCUCCCACUAAAACUAGCAACACCCAGGCCAACUAUCCGAGGCAGCCCAAACCAAAUCCUGCAGGUGGGAGCUAUCCGGCAGGUGGGAGCUAUCCGGCAGGUGGCAGCUAUCCGGCAGGUGGCAGCUAUCCGGCAGGAGGCAGCUAUCCGGCAGGAGGCAGCUAUCCGGCAGGUGGCAGAUAUCCCGCAGGUGGAAGUUAUCCCGCAGGUGGAAGUUAUCCAGCUGGUGGCAGCUAUCCGGCAGGUGGCAGCUAUCCGGCAGGAGGCAGCUAUCCGGCAGGAGGCAGCUAUCCGGCAGGAGGCAGCAAUCCGGCAGGUGGCAGAUAUCCCGCCGGUGGAAGUUAUCCCGCCGGUGGAAGUUAUCCCGCCGGUGGAAGUUAUCCAGCUGGUGGAAGAUAUCCUGGAGGUGGGAAUAACCCAGCUGGAGGACAGUAUCCAGCACAAGGGGGAAAUAAUCCUGGAGGGUAUCCUAACCAGUAUCCAGGAAGAGGAGGUGUAAAUCAAGGUGGGUAUCCCAAUCAGUACCCAGGAGGUGGGAAUUACCCAGCUGGAGGACAGUAUCCAGGACAAGGGGGAGGUAGUCCUGGAGGGUACCCUAACCAGUAUCCAGGAAGAGGAUACCCUGCAGCUGGUGGCUACCCAGUGAGAACAGGAGGACACCAAGGGGGUUAUCCAUCCAUGGGAGGAUCAUAUCCUAACUGGAAUCCUAACAACAAAAUCCUUAGUCCCGGCUAUGGAGGUGGAUUUGGGGGUCAACGGUAUGGAACGGGUGGCUCCCCAUUCUCAAAUACGGUUCAAAACAUGGGCUAUAAUCCAUCUGCGAAGUCCAAAGGCUUUGCCAAAAAGGCAAUGUUGGCAGCUGGAGUUGGGGCUAUGGCAGGGAUGGCUGUAGGAUAUGGCCUGGGUCGAUUUCCACGGCCACACUUUCAGUUUGGCAGCCGCCAAGAGGAGUAUUCCUACAACCGUUACAUGCACCAACGCAAUGACAUGAAAUCUGCUGACACAAAUCAGCAAGGAAAUGACUUUGCAUUCAAACCACCGGCUGAGGCCCAGACUUACGAAAAAUACAUGGACAACUGUAUGAAAAGAUCUGACCUCUUGCAAAAUCGUGAAGCAAAGAUUAGUAUCAUCCAGGGGGAUGAUCCCAUGAAUGGAUCUCUUAAGGCUUCCAGUAGUAUUUCUGAGAAAGUUGACACUGCUGAGAAUGGUACAACUAAGGAUCCAGUGCCUGUUGAGUCUCAAGAGAGCAAUGAUGAUACAGUGAGCAUCACAGAGAUUGGUUACCCUGCACUCAUCCAGCAAAUGAAGGCUCGUAAAUGUGUAGAGCUAUACCUGGCAUACUCUGAGAGCUUCCUGCAGAAGCAGGCACAACAGAAACCCAAAAACCGUAGUGACCCACCUGGACAUCACGGUUUCCAUGUAAUGCUCAUGACUGCCGUCAUGUCUCUCAGCAGCACCUUCUUGUUGAAGUGAGAGCAAAGAUAUGGCCCUAGGGUGUGUUAAACUGGGGUGUGUCCAGACAUGGAGACCUUCUGGGCUCAUCAGAAAUUCAACUACAUCCUUUCUUAAUCACUACCUGACAUAUCACAAUAUUAUCGUGUUAUUGUAUGAACAAUAUUGCAUGGUUUACAGUACCUGUUAUUCCUAUCCAGCAAACAUAGACAGCACUUAAUUCAAUGCUUGCUAGAUUCUCAGCAACUAAGCUUUUAGCAAAAUGAAUGAACUGGCUAAUGUGGCUUGUUAACUGCCUAGUGCAAUACUUAAUAGUAAUCAAUAGUUAAUUUAAAGCAUUUUUCUUUUUGGUAAUGGAAAAUUAUUUUAUAAAGAAAGGGUCAGGAACUGUGGUUUUGCACUGAAAAUGAGCUGUAUAUUCUGUAUUAUUAUUAUUAUUAUUUGUUGGAAAAUGUGUGACUUCUUGUGGCUUUUUAUUAUUUCUAAAUAAACUAACAUUUCUAACACA